UCGAUCCAUCGAUGGUCAUAUGAUUUUCUGUUGAUUGAUAAACAUUUUCAACUCAACUUGUUUUGAAUUUAAAUCUUUUUGUUUUCCAUCAAUUCUUUUGAAAUUAAUUAACAAUUUACUGAUCAGUGGAAUCUCCUGACGUUAAUUAACUACAAAUGGCUGUUCCAUGUUUAUCAAUGUUUUAUAGACAAAGCUUGAUGCCAGGUCUCAAUGCGUUAAUGUCUUUACAAUCUCGUAACAUUUACUAUGAUAGGAAUACAUGUCGACCUCAUUCACAUCCUGAGGUGCUUAAGAGAUACUUUCGACUUCGAUGGGGUGGAUGGAUUCGUGCUAGACCGGGUUUUAAGCGGCACUUGUGGAAGAAACCGUUUUGGCUUCGAUCAUGGGCCAUUCAACAUGUUUUCGUUAAGGACAAGGAAAGGGAAAUGCUGGAGAAAAUGAUCUCUGCAGAUUAUAAGAGAAGUCGAUAUUUUAUCGAUGAUAUUUAUGAACCUUACCAUCGACGAACCGAUAUCGAUAUUUGUCCACCCGGUCAAAGAAAAGUUUGUAAAAGUUACAUAAGAUCAAUUGAAUCUCUCAAUUGAAUUGGAUAUUAGAAAUGUAUAUAUUAUAUAUACUUAGUGUUUAAUGGAGUUAAAAAUUACAAACAAAAUUUACUUUGCAUUUGUAUAAUUGUUAAUUGGUUGGUAAAAUCUUCAAAAAUAGAAUAAUAAUUAAUGUUAUUUAGGUUA
Panonychus citri (citrus red mite) is the source of this 731-nucleotide messenger RNA. Its product is annotated as 39S ribosomal protein L35, mitochondrial-like. Gene Ontology annotation, cellular component: mitochondrion. The record is from RefSeq and is a predicted model, not a curated record. Lineage: Eukaryota; Metazoa; Arthropoda; Arachnida; Trombidiformes; Tetranychidae. The coding region runs from base 156 to 584 and encodes 142 amino acids. The transcript is spliced from 2 exons.